Messenger RNA from Gymnodraco acuticeps, 4861 nucleotides. Its product is annotated as TBC1 domain family member 10A-like. The record is from RefSeq and is a predicted model, not a curated record. The coding region runs from base 827 to 2587 and encodes 586 amino acids. The transcript has 9 exons. Lineage: Eukaryota; Metazoa; Chordata; Actinopteri; Perciformes; Bathydraconidae.
GAGCUAAACCAUACACCUUUGUGUCAGAAACAUGAUAAACUCGUCUGUUUACCAGCUCACAAAGUUGGCGAAUGACUAACUAUGAAACACAAGCCGACGACACAGCGUUAGUUUAUUUUAAGGUAGCGUAGGAAUAGUUUUGGAUUGUUUUGGCAUCGAGCCCCAGGAAGUGUGCCGGACAUUGAAGCACAAUUUGUUAGUGUCCAAACGGUAGUACUACAACUUCCGUGUCCAUACGUGACGUCUACCUAGCACGAGCACUUUCAUAUAACAUAUUUAAAUCAGGGUAUAAAAGUUGUAAAAUGCGCUAAAAGCUUAUUUUCCUCGGCAUUAAUUUGACUGAACCGAGAGCGGGAGAUCGGAGGCGGAGCUUAAUAGAAAUGCAAGUGCGCGUGCUCUAUGGGCCAACAUACGGGUACUUGUGCUCUCGAGAGGCAGGGCAUGUUGGCUUCAUGCGCCACUGAGCAACUCUCAUAGGAAUGAACGGGUCCUGCCUCCAACGCUGUAUCCAGUUCUCUUUAUACAUCCAUGGUUGGCACUUAGCACUAGCAGUUACGGCUAACUUUAGGUUAGCAACAUCAGCUAGCUUAUUUUAAAUCUGAACACGCAUUCACGUUUACAUAGGUAGCUAUUACCUGUGUUAUGUUUCCUGGCAGUUAAAGUUAGAUAACAUUUACAGAGAGUUGGGAAGUUUAAUUAACUCCCUUCAAAAAAAAAAAAAAUCAUGGCGUCGCUGCGGUUCAGUUCAUUUGCAGAGGAGCAGUUCUGACUUUGGGCUGUCAACAAGCGAGCUGACCCUAGCUAACCAGCUAGCUGUCCUGCUAACAUGGCCCACAUAGAAAACGGCCGGCAAUCCUUCGACACAAUGAGUAUCCGCACUAUUAGCAGCAGUCGUAUGGACGAUGAAAGCUCUCUGGGAUCGGAUUCAGAGAUCAAUGGAUUCACCAGCGACAGACAGACCGACAAAUAUGGAUUCAUUGGUGGGGCACAGCAGACAGACGGCUCAGCGCAAGAUUUGCCUCCACAGGUGCUCCGGCAAAGGGAGGUGAAGUGGCUUGACAUGCUCAGCCACUGGGACAAGUGGAUGAUCAAGAGAUUCAAUAAGGUAAGACUGCGGUGCCAGAAAGGAAUUCCUCCUGCCCUCAGAGGUCGUGCAUGGCUCUACCUGUCGGGGGGGAAGGUGAAGAAGGAGCAGAACCACGGAAAGUUUCAGGAGUUGGAUAGCCAGCCUGGAGACCCUAAAUGGGUAGAUGUGAUUGAGAAAGACCUCCAUCGACAGUUUCCUUUCCAUGAGAUGUUUGUGUCUCGUGGAGGACACGGGCAGCAGGACCUGUUCCGUGUUCUUAAGGCCUACACUCUGUACCGACCAGAGGAGGGAUACUGCCAGGCUCAGGCUCCCAUCGCUGCUGUUCUGCUUAUGCACAUGCCUGCCGAGGAUGCCUUCUGGGGACUGGUCCAAAUUUGUGAGAAGUACCUUCCUGGCUACUACAGUCCAGGCCUGGAAGCGAUACAGUUGGAUGGAGAGAUCCUGUUUGCUCUGCUGCGACGUGUCUCCCCGCUAGCUUACCGCCAUCUGGAGAAACACAAGAUCGACCCCAUCCUCUACAUGACUGAGUGGUUCAUGUGUGCCUUCUCCAGGACGCUGCCCUGGGCCUCGGUGCUGCGUGUCUGGGACAUGUUCCUCUGUGACGGAGUGAAGAUAAUCUUUCGUGUGGGUUUGGUGCUGCUGAAGUGCAUGCUGGGAACCCGGGAGAAGCUGAAAGCCUACCAGGGACAGUAUGAGACCAUGGAGCUCCUCAGGGCCAUAGAGCCUCGAUACAUGCAGGAAGGCUUCCUGGUCCGAGAGAUUCUAGAGGUGCCAGUGACAGCGCGGGAUGUGGAAAGGGAGAAUUACACCCAGCUGAAGCGCUGGAAGAAGAACCGCGGAGAGCUGAAUUUUAAAUCCCCCCCCAGGUUGCACGGUGCCCGGAUCAUCAUGUUGGCCGAGCCUCCGAGGCGCCAGGACCUGCAGCAGAACCCCACCAUCGUACUGGAUGUGCCUGAGCCCGCCCCGCAGCUGAAGAAGGGAAAGGAGGAAAAGAAAAGCAUGAAGAAGAGGAGAAGCAUAAAGAAGUCCCUGCCCAUCCUGAAUAUCCCGAAUCCUUACUCUCUUCCCAGUGACCCUCCUCCUCCACCAGCCUCAGAUCCACCCGCUCCACCUCCAGUCAUCAUCGAGACGCCAGAGACAGUGCCACAGACUGUGCCACAGACUGUGCCACAGACUGUGCCACAGACUGUGCUGGAAACUGUGCCGGAGACUGUGCCACAGACUGUGCCGGAAACUGUGCCGGAGACUGUGCCGGAGACUGUGCCGGAAACUGUGCCGGAAACUGUGCCAGAAACUGUGCCGGAGACUGUGCCGGAAACUGUGCCGGAGACUGUUCCGGAGACUGUGCCAGAAACUGUUCCACAGACGGUGCCAGAGACUGAAACUGACCCCCUUCAGCAUCAGGAAGCGCCUCCUACAGAUGUUCCCCCUGCCAAAGAAACUCCACUUCAGCGAUCCACACAAAGCCUUAGCAGCACAGAUCAGGACACAUACCUGUAGAUCCACAGAAGUGUGUGUUUGUGUGUGUGGAAGCACCAGCACGCUUCAGCCAACAACCAGCCAGCCUUGCCAAGGUUUAUUAUUCUAAUGUUGGACUGUUAGUUAUCAUUUAUUCAUUUUAGACACCAUUUUGCCUAUGAUAUUAUUGAUAUACACUAAAGCGGCAUUGCUAGGUGUAAAACUACUUUAUUGCUUACGCUGUACAUGAAGCUGAUGUUACCUGUAGGGCUGCAACUAACAUUUUUUUUUUGUAAUCAAUUAAUGUGCAGAUUAUUUCAAGAUUAAAGGAUUCAUUGUUUGGAGUCCAAAAUGUCAGAAAUGUUGUAGUUUCUCAAAAUCCAGAAGAAAUGACUUGCUUUUUCGGUCCAAAACCCAGAGACAUCCAGUUUAAUUUUCAAUUUAGAAAAGAGAAAGGAAAUAUCCAUGUUUGAGAGGCUGCAAAACUACAUUUUCUGACAUUUUUACAUCAAAAACAUCUAGACGAUUAAUCGAUUUGCAAUUAAAUGGGAAAUGAUUUUUCUGUCGAUCAGCUAAUCGACUUGUCUAAUAAGUGUUGCAGCUCUAGUCCCUUCCUGUUCCCCGAUUCAUGAUGCUCUUAUUCAGUACAUAAGUCUUAGUUUUCUGUUUGUAAGGGAGACAUGUUACAGUUUUUGGGAGCAAAAUCAUUUCUUCAGAGAGAAAUGAAACUUAAAGAACUAUGUGUCACAGCGUAUGCAGUUUUUCGUACAUUUCCAUUCAAAUUCAACACUAUAGAGUUCAUGUGAGUGGAAGAACUCCAUGCUUUUCAUACGGGGAUUCGUCCACUAGAGAGCAGCCUGGCAGAGGUUUCAGCUGUUACAUUUCCUCUCAGUAAAGUACAUCACAGCAGGAGGAUGGGAUUUAUUUUUGGGAGGUAUUAUUCUAAGAUUGAGCUUCAUUCUGUUCUUUUUCAGUUUAGCAUGUGCUUGUGCAUUUCAUGUUUUUGGAUUGAAAUUCAUCUUCCUGAAUCUAUGGGUCACACCACACUGUGCAAAGUGUUUUCUUACAAGCGCUAUUUAUUUUACAAUCUAAACGUGAAGUGUGUUGUUUGUGCAUGCCUUGCUAUUGUCACUUUUUUAAGAGUUAGUUGGAUUGAUGUGGUUUAACUCCUAAUAUUCCCUGUGCCAGGCACUUCCAGCCACUUUAAAGGAGCAGCAAUUACUUUACUUUGGCAGCAGAGAGAUCACAGGACAUUCCUCGCUGUAUGACACAUUCCUUCUGCAUUGUUAAAAGCUUAUGAGUCCGAAAGCUGUCUCUUGCCAAAUGCAAAUGUCCAUAAUGUAUGAUUGUGUGCAUGUGUUUCCUGUGACAUCUUGGGACAGUGAGUGAGUGAAAAUCACCUAAUGGUGCUGACCCUUUCUCUUGGUCUGCUCAGAAAACCGAUUGGAGCAGAUUUAGCUAAUCUUGUAGUGUGGUUGAUCUUUUUUUGAUAUUAUUGCUAGAAUUUCCAAAGCAGAUCAAGACUGUUGUUUUGAAAUGACUCACGACUGCUACCUGUGACCAGGCAUAUUCUGUUACAUGCAAAAUAAGUGAUUUCUAAAUUUCUUUGGGAUAUUUGUAGCAUCUCAUUUUGGAGAACUGGGCCUAUUUCUUUGGGAAAUAUAUUGUUACAUGCAGGGGUUGUUUUUCAAAACAUAUUGAACAAUCUUUUUUGUGAGGGUCUAACUUUCGUCACAAGGGUAAAGGGAGUUUUGACAAGCAUGAGCACACGUGUAUGAUGUGUUUGCAUCUAUGAUUAAUAUAAAAAAGUGUCUGCCUAAAUGUGUUAUGUCAGUUCUAAAAAGCAAUGAUGUUUUAAUUGAUAACAGUUUUUCAAACAGCCCUGUAUGCAAUGUUUUUUUUGUAGUUGCUUAUAUUACACAACUCACAUUUCGCUGAUGUUUUAUUUUUUAUUUAAUCCUGUUGUGUAGAUAAGACAUGUAAAAUAACAAUUGUUUUGUAAGGAAAUCUAUUUUUCAAUGUGUAAUGCUAUAUUUUAUUGAGCAGUUCCAGAAACUACAGAGGAGACAUCAUCAAAUAAUUUGAAGUUCAAGACAAUAUAUAUAUAUUUUUAAACAUUUGUAACGGUAGAAGAAAAACAAUACUUUCAAGUUAACUUUUAGAGCAUGUCAGAUGUUUUUGUUGCUCUAAAUUAAGAUUGGUAUUGUUUUACAAUUAUUGUGCUACAUUUGGAUUAUAAAAGUGCGAUUAGACAACCCUAAAGUUUGCAUCAUCACAAGUUUUAAUCUUACAAAUAAAUGUUUGUUUAAAGCCAAA